Molecule: messenger RNA, 1820 nt
Organism: Clupea harengus (Atlantic herring)
Lineage: Eukaryota; Metazoa; Chordata; Actinopteri; Clupeiformes; Clupeidae
Product: caspase-3-like
Biological process (GO): apoptotic process; proteolysis; keratinocyte differentiation
Cellular component (GO): cytoplasm; death-inducing signaling complex
Molecular function (GO): cysteine-type endopeptidase activity
Source: RefSeq, a predicted model, not a curated record
ACGCUGCUCCUGAGUAAAUAAGUUAACAUCUUUCUCCACACGGUGGGUGUAACUGCAGUGAAUUACGCCUACUGUGACGCCUUGUGCAUACCCCUCUACAGUAAAUUGGAUAUUUUAGCAAUUGACCGCCAUUCAACUUCCUAUCUGGCUCAUAAGAGUGAAGACAGGACUAGCCCAUUUCAGUACUUCCACUUUCUUUUUUCACCAUCUCAAGGUAAGGGGUUUGUGUUGAGUCAUAAUGGACUCGCAAGUCACUACUGUAAAGUAGUUACAAAUUUGUGGAAUUCUUUGCCAGCAGUCAACCAAAAGAUGUCGGACGUGGUGGACGGUGAUUCUGUGGACGCCCAGGCAACCCAGCCAAGGCCAGUGAAGCCUUCAGGCCCUGCAGGGAAGUCACAAGUGGAUGCCAAGCCUCCUGCUGAUGCCUACAGAUACAACAUGAAUUAUCCAUGCCUGGGCCAGUGUGUCAUCAUCAACAACAAGAACUUUGACAGCAAGACAGGCAUGAACAUGCGGAAUGGGACCGAUGCGGACGCAGGAAACAUGAUGAAGGUCUUUACCCAGCUUGGAUAUAAAGUCAAGAUCAACAAUGACCUCACUGUAAAAGACAUAAAGACAUUGUUAUACAAUGUCUCCAAGGAGGACCACAGCAAGUCGGCCUCUUUUGUGUGUGUCCUACUGAGCCACGGGGAUGAGGGUGUUCUGUAUGGGACCGAUGCCCCCGUUGACCUCAAAGACCUCACUGGCCUCUUCAGAGGAGACAGAUGCACCACACUGGUUGGAAAACCAAAGCUUUUCUUCAUCCAGGCCUGUCGAGGCACGGAGCUGGACAGUGGCAUUGAGACAGACAGCGUGGCCGAGGGCGGCUCCACGGAGAGGAUACCUGUGGAGGCCGAUUGUCUGUACGCUUAUUCCACAGCACCAGGCUAUUACUCCUGGAGAAACACUGCAAACGGAUCAUGGUUCAUCCAGUCCAUAUGUGACAUGCUGCUCCGGUUCGGCAAGGAAUUGGAAAUCAUGCAAAUCAUGACACGGGUGAACCACAAGGUGGCGCUGGAGUUCCAGUCUAGUUCCAACCUCCCAGGAUACAAUGAGAAAAAACAGAUUCCUUGUAUUGUGUCCAUGCUGACCAAAGAGCUGUACUUCCCCUAAGCGAUGCAACCAAAGAUUAGGCUAAUUACUGUGGGACCUGGCUGUGCAACAUAGUGGACCACUUAAAGUCAUGUUUACUAAGAUGCUGAGAAAUACUUGAUUCAAUGUCCAGUGAUAUGCAUACAGCUGAUGUAUUAACUUUGGCAUCAGUCAUUUCAUUUGAUCAACUCAUUGUUUUGACCUUUUUAAUAGAUAUAUAUACAGGAAUCAUUUAAAUUUUUUGACACAGUGAAUGGUAUAGAUUGCAUAACUGUUUCACAUCAGAGCAGUCGGGCAAUUCAGUUGAAAAUGUAAAAUAAUAAUAAAUAAAUAACUUUUAAAUGAACUGCACUUGAAAUAAAUUAUAAAAAUAAAAAUGUUAUUUUUGCUAUAUAAUGUUGCACAGAUACAGUAUCUACUCACUGGAUUAGCUACUUGGUAUGGGUGGAAGUUUAUAAUAUUCAGAGGGGGCAUUUCUUGUUUUCAGUAGGUGGAGUGGUUGGGUGUGCUCUGGAAGAUAAGGUGUGGGUUAGUGCUGCAAGGGAAAGACAAGCAGAAAACCGUAGUGGCUAUUUUCGUCUUGCUCACAAGCAAUAUUCAAAAAAUGAAUGUGGGAAUUUUCAGCUGACUACUCCGAACUUUGGUCAUAGGUUUGACAGAAAAUAAAAUAUAAAACAUUUUUGCUCAAA